This is a messenger RNA of Erythranthe guttata (spotted monkey flower), 2403 nucleotides long. Its product is annotated as Phototropic-responsive NPH3 family protein. Gene Ontology annotation, molecular function: protein binding. NCBI's taxonomy places the organism in Eukaryota, Viridiplantae, Streptophyta, Magnoliopsida, Lamiales, Phrymaceae. The record is from RefSeq and is a predicted model, not a curated record.
UCUAUCGUGUGUGCCUCCCACCACACACUCUGAACCAAAUCUAUUUUUCCCUCCCAUUUUAUUUCUCAAAAAUAUUAUCCAAAAAAUACAGCUACUUGUUUGUUUUAAUGGAGUCUCAAUUAUGUAAAGGGCAGAUGAUAGAUCUAUAUUGAAUAAUUAUUACACACUCUGUUUAGUCCUUUUUAUUCAAGUACAGGGUGACCAUAAUCUAUUUUUCUUGUCUAUAUUCAAGAUAUAAAUUUUAACCCUGUAAGAAUAUUCUUUUUUUUUUCUUCCCACCUUUUUCUUGAUUGGUAAUAAAUGAGGUAAAGGGCCCUUUAAAUAAUAGUUGAGAUAUGGUGGAUCUUGACCCGGAGCUGAAGGCACCAUCUUCAAAUAUGUCUGACAAGAAGAAAGAGCUCCUUUCUACUGCCAUGAAGAGAACUAGCGAAUGGAUCUUCUCUCAGGAAAUCCCUAGUGAUGUAACUGUUAAUGCUGGAGGUACUUCAUUUUCUUUGCACAAGUUUCCGUUAGUUUCGAAAUGUGGAUACAUUCGGAAGUUAGUCACGGAAUCCACCGACGCGGAUCUCGCCGUAGUCGAAAUCCCCGACUUCCCCGGUGGGCCAGAGGGGUUCGAGCUGGCGGCAAAUUUCUGUUACGGAAUAAACUUUGAAAUAACCACCGAGAACAUAGCGACCCUCCGGUGUGCCGCCGAGUAUCUUGAAAUGACGGAGGAAUAUUCCGUUGGGAAUCUAGUAGGAAGAACCGAGUCCUACGUAAACGAGGUGGCGUUAAAGAGCCUCGCUGGAGCGGUAUCAAUCCUGCACUCCGCCGAGAAUCUUCUUCCCAUUGCAGAGAAAGUAAAAUUGGUGAGCCGUUGCAUCGAUGCGAUAGCACUCGUCGCGUGCAAAGACAGCCAAUUUGCCGCGCCGGUGCGGGCCGGUGGGACCGGCCUGAAUGACUCGAAGCCCGUAGUUGAUUGGUGGGCCGAAGAUUUGACCGUUUUACGAAUUGAUCUCUUUCAAAGGGUGUUGAUUGCAAUGAUGGCUAGAGGGUUCAAGCAAUAUGCUCUUGGUCCGAUACUAAUGCUCUAUGCGCAAAAGUCUCUUCGAGGUUUGGACGCGUUUGGGAAAGGGAGGAAGAAGAUCGAUCCAAGACAAGAGCACGAGAAAAGGGUAGUUUUGGAAACGAUAGUUAGCCUUCUUCCGAGAGAGAAGAACACAAUGUCAGUUAGUUUCCUGUCGAUGCUUCUCAGGGCCGCGAUAUACCUAGAGACGACGGUUGCCUGCAGGCUCGAUCUGGAGAGGAGGAUGGCCCUGCAGUUAGGGCAGGCCGUGCUCGACGAUCUGUUAAUUCCUUCUUAUUCGUACACCGGCUAGACGCUCCUCGAUUUCGAGAAUGGGCAAAAUAUGACUAACUUUUUGGAUUUUGAAGUGGAUGGGGUACAUGCAGAUGACCAGGACCACGUUUCUCCUUCUGCGAUUGAGGUAGAAAAAGUGGCCAAAUUAAUGGAGAAUUUCAUCGCAGAAAUCGCUUCGGAUCGGAACCUGUCAGUUUCCAAGUUCAUCAGUAUUGCUGAGCUCACGCCUGAGCAGUACAGAAUGACUGAAGAUGGAAUGUAUAGAGCGAUUGAUAUUUAUUUGAAGGCUCAUCCAGCAUUGAGCGACAUGGAGAGAAAGAAGGUAUGCAGUGUGAUGGACUGUCAGAAGCUGUCCCGCGAGGCAUGCGCCCACGCAGCUCAAAACGACAGGCUGCCUGUUCAGACGGUGGUCCAAGUACUCUACUACGAGCAGCAGCGGCUCAGGGAAGCCGUGGACGGAAGCAGCAGCCUCAACGACACCUCUGCUAUUCCGGCCAAACCGGGGCCCUACUCGGGCGACGUUCACAUUGUAACCGACGAGGUCUCGUCUCUACGGAAGGAAAACCAGGACCUGAAACUCGAGCUCGUGAAGAUGAAAAUGAGGCUCAAUGAAAUUGAAAAGCCGUCGCCCACUGCUUUCGGUAGCCCCUCACCGGCCACGACAGUGUCUCGGCCGGGGUCCGCCGAUAAACCUCCUCUGCCUCCUCUUCCGAAGAAAUCAUUCAUAAGCUCCGUGUCGAAGAAACUCGGGAGGUUUAUUAGGGCCGAUGGUUUAUCGGCUCAAGGUUCCCGAGGUAGAACUAAACCGGCCAAAGAUAGGCGGCACUCGAUAUCAUGAUAAAUUGUAUUUUUUUUUUUUUUUGUGUUAGUACUGAUGCAGAAAUGUGGGAUGUUUGUUACAUAUUGCAUUGUAUGUUGAGGUAGGGAAGAGGACCUGAAUUUUGAAUUUUGGUGUCUUUUCUCUGCUUGUGUGUGUGUGUUGUGUGUGUAAAUAAAUCAUAGUGCAAGUGCAUAUGUAUUUGUUUGGUCAAUCAUGAAAUUGAGAUUUGAGAUUCGACUGCUUG